UCGGGAAGAGCUCAUCAAAGUUGGAACCUUUGUGGAUUCUAUGGCAUGCAAAAUACUGGAGCUAGUUCUGAAUGUCAAUUUGGGCCUGAAUUACGGUGUGAAGCCCUUUGAUCUUCGCGCUCUCAUCUUCUACAAAGUACAAUCUUAGUUUUUGUUCAUGUGUCAAAUAAAUAAAUAAAAAUCAUACUUCUUUUAAGUUUGGGUAUCGCGAGUUUCCUCGUCCAAACCUGAAACCGAAUGAUGAAUUUGAUAUCCGGUGUCAUGGGAAGAUGAUUAAUGGCAGAUUUCGCGCGGUUACACAGCGCAUUUUCUCAUCGCUCAGCGAUUCUGCUCCCUCCUCCUUCGCUGCAGCCCAAAUUUCGAACCAAACAUCCACUUCUUUGUCAUCGUCUCUGCAACAUUACAUCAAUUCAGACGACCCUUCCCCUGGCCAGAAGAUCCAUUCCCGUAUUCUCAAAACCGGGUUCAUACCCAAUACGAAUAUCUCCAUUAAGCUCCUCAUUUUGCACCUAAAAUGUGAGUCAUUGAAGUUUGCACGCCAAGUGUUCGACGAAUUGCCUAAAAAGACUCUUUCUGCUUACAAUUAUAUGAUCAGUGGGUACAUAAAGGAGGGAAAGGUAGCAGAACCACUUGCUCUGGUCCGUGGGCUCAUAAUUUCAGGAGAAAGGCCCGAUGGGUAUACGUUUUCAAUGCUUUUAAAGGCGGCUACUUGUGCACAUGAUGUUUCUGUACCGCGCAGUUUAGGAAGAGUUCUUCAUGCCCAGAUAUUGAAGUCGGAUGUGUCACCAGAUGAUGUACUUUACACGGCUCUUAUUGACUCGUACGUUAAACAUGGCGAUGUAUAUUUUGCAAGGACGGUGUUUGAUAUGAUGUUGAAGAAGAAUGUGAUAUGUUCAACAUCGAUGAUUUCAGGAUAUAUGAAUCAGGGAUUAGUUGAAGAUGCUGAAGAAAUUUUCAGCAAAACCGUUGAAAAGGAUAUAGUUGUAUUCAAUGCAAUGGUUGAAGGUUAUAGUAAAACACUUGAACAUGCCAAGAAAUCGCUUGAGGUUUAUAUUGAUAUGCAACGUUUGUGUUUUUCACCAAAUAUUUCAACAUUUUCCAGCGUUAUUGGUGCUUGUUCGGUGUUGGCAGCAUUUGAAGCAGGCCAACAAAUCCAAACUCAACUUAUGAAGACUAGAUUCUUCACAGAUAUCAGAAUGGGAAGUGCUCUUAUAGACAUGUACUCCAAAUGUGGAAGAAUAGAGGAUGCUCGCCGAGUUUUCGACCAAAUGCCAGAGAGAAAUGUCUUCUCAUGGACGUCUAUGAUUGAUGGAUAUGGCAAAAAUGGAUAUCCAAGUGAAGCACUUCAGCUCUUUCGCGUCAUGCAAUCUGAACACCAGAUUCGGCCAAACUUUGUCACCUUUCUUAGCGCUCUCUCAGCUUGUGCGCAUGGAGGGCUAGUAGAGAAGGGCCGGGAGAUUUUUAAAAUCAUGGAGAGGGACUACUCAUUGAAACCGAAAAUGGAGCAUUACGCAUGUAUGGUUGAUCUGCUGGGACGUGCAGGAAGUUUACAUCAGGCUUGGGAAUUUGUUAUGCAAAUGCCUGAGACUCCUAAUUCUGAUGUAUGGGCAGCUCUACUGAGCUCAUCUAAGCUCCAUGGUAACAUUGAAAUGGCCUGCAUAGCUGCCAACGAACUAUUUAAGUUGAACGCUGAUGGCCGGCCAGGGGCGUAUGUUGCAUUGUCUAAUACUUUUGCAGAAGCUGGGAAAUGGGACAGUGUUAGUGAACUGAGAGAGAUUAUGAAGAUAAGAAGAGUUAAUUGCAAAGGUAGCAGUUGGGUUGGGACUGAUGACAGCUUAUAAAGUUUCCAUCUUUGAUAGACGAUGCAGUGAGAUAUAUAGCAAGAGCAUUGGAACGAUUAACAUUUGAUUUGAUUUGAUUUGAGUUAAGAAAGUACACAGAAGGAUUCAGCAAUUUACCUGCAGAAAUAUUUGAAGAAAAUUUGGAUUAGUUAUCCACGAGAGAGGCGGAAACACCAUGAGUUUACUAAUCGUCGAUCACCAGCAUCUUUCAGCCAUGGCCAGCAAGAGUUAAGAUGUUAACUGUGCAAUUUUCUGGUCCAUCCAUGUUUGAACUUGUCAUACUUGGUUUAGUUUUCUUGAAGUUUUCAAAAUGAUCCGAUGUCAAAUUAUCAUAGUCAAACUUUAUACUAUUUUUAAAUUAUCCAAAUGACCUGAAUAAAGAGGUAGCAACUUUUAAGGCUGGCUCAGGCCGGUGCAAUGAGAUUCAUUGAGGAAAUGAUGUGGGGUUAUGCUAA
Messenger RNA from Momordica charantia (bitter melon), 2296 nucleotides. RefSeq names its product Tetratricopeptide repeat (TPR)-like superfamily protein. The record is from RefSeq and is a predicted model, not a curated record. Gene Ontology annotation, biological process: RNA modification. Lineage: Eukaryota; Viridiplantae; Streptophyta; Magnoliopsida; Cucurbitales; Cucurbitaceae. Gene Ontology annotation, molecular function: protein binding; RNA binding.